This is a messenger RNA of Trichophyton benhamiae CBS 112371, 1758 nucleotides long. Its product is annotated as fungal specific transcription factor, putative. NCBI's taxonomy places the organism in Eukaryota, Fungi, Ascomycota, Eurotiomycetes, Onygenales, Arthrodermataceae. The transcript is spliced from 5 exons. Gene Ontology annotation, cellular component: nucleus. Gene Ontology annotation, biological process: DNA-templated transcription; regulation of DNA-templated transcription. Gene Ontology annotation, molecular function: zinc ion binding; DNA-binding transcription factor activity, RNA polymerase II-specific; DNA binding. Bases 1 to 1758 code for a protein of 585 amino acids. The record is from RefSeq and is a predicted model, not a curated record.
AUGUCCAAACGCCCAAGACACAUUGCUUGCCGCACUUGCCGGGAACGCAAGAUCCGCUGUGAUGGACAGCAGCCGUGCUCGAGAUGCGCUGGACAGUCGCAGUCGUGUGUCUAUACAACUCCGUCAAGCUCAGAUGCCGGAACUUCCGACCUCACGCAGCAGCUCCAGAUGAUGAACGACCGUCUCAGAAGAGCAGAAGCCCAGCUAGCAAACCAAGCAUGCUGGGCCAUCACUGAAGACCCCCUUGCUACCCCAGGCACUUACCCUUAUACCAGCUGGCCUACCAAUACCAUCCAGAGCCCCAUUCCCCUCAGCCCAUCUUCUUACAUGGCAUUGCCCAUUGACAUGGAAUCCCCGCAGCCCGAGUGGGCUUUGGAUACCUUUGCUGGGCUUCCUCCCGUCACACAGCCUUCUUCUGGCUCAUCUACAUCUUCGUCUUUUUCCAUUCCUCACUCAAAUUACGAAGAUCGUAUACUAUCACCGCAAAACAUGCUAAAACUCCAAGAAGCAUUCUUUCAAUCACACAGUCACCUUUUCCCAAUGCUCGAUCAAUGGCGGCACCUCGCUAAUCCCGUGGUGAUCCAGUCAGAGCCAUGGAAGAGCAGUAUCUACUAUGCCAUUUGCACCCAUGGGGCUUUGGUGUCUGGCAAUCCUUCCCUCGAGGAAGCUUGCUACCACCGCGCCCGAAGAGAACUUGAGCUAUCAGACAUGGGCGGGCCUGGAAGCCAGUUCUUCAAGAUCGAGACUCUGCAGGCCUCGUUGCUAAUAGCUCUGUACGAGUUCAGACGAUCAUAUCUACCGCGGGCAUGGAUCUCUCAUGCCAGAUGUACCCGGCUGGUCCAGCUGCUGGGCUUGCAAAAGCUUGACCGAGUCGGUGCGCCGGAGGAAGAUGAAGUAGAACUGGAAGAGAAGAGACUCACGUUCUGGGCUACCUAUGUCUUUGACUGUCUGAUCAAUAUAUCCUUUGGAGGCUCCCUGGCCUUUUCGGAGCGUGAGAUCUCUACCCGUCUUCCAAGAUACAUUCACCAAAGCUCAGAUAUACUCCCUCCCCAACAUCCUUUCACCCUAAGCCAUCUAUUACAGUCCCCUGAUCUAUCCCCAAUGACCCCAUAUAUGGCUACCAUCAUUAUUGUUACGACAUGGGCUAAGACCCUUAAACAUGCUCGGCAUGCAGACAGCUAUGAACUGGAUGACCAGAACCAACAGCAGUUCUGGGCCAGCCAUCAGGCGCUUGACGCUACCAUAAACAGGGUAGAAGCCUGUCUUGGUGACCUGACUCAGUUCACUCUGCUUGCAGAUCCCACUGUUUCUUUCCUAAACGCCGCUAGACAUGCUGCCGCAAUUUCACUUUAUCAAACAGCCAUCACCGCAGCCGUACCAGCCCGGCUGCCAGUAGCCCUGAUUGAAUCCUGGCAACUGAGGUGUCAGAACUCAGCGAUGGAAAUCAUAACACUUUCAGGGGUAAUGCUUGAAGGAAAUUUACUCCAUAACAUCAAGCAUUUUAACCCCUUUAUCCUUUUAUCUAUAUAUACUGCUUGUGCAUACCUGGCUCGAGUUAUCCGAACAGGCAGCCCAGACUCCAGGAUCCUAGACCCUAUUGAAUCUACCCUUAGGUCUUUUAAUCGAGCUGAGAUAAAGACCGCUAAUCCCACUCUUGACGUGUUCCUACCACGCAUCUUCAAAGACAUUGAAGAUACCCGGGUGUUUCCCGAGCCAAUGAUAGACCCGUCUCUCUGGCUAUUGAACUCAGGGGAGUGA